GGUGGGGCAGAGACGGACAGGAGGGACUGGGGGUGGUCUGUUGGCACCUUAAGAGUAAGUUCUAUGCUUGUUUUCCUGUGUUGACUGCCUGCGAGUCAGAAAGGACGAUAGAGGAGGAGGACAGAGCAGAGGGAAUAGUGAACGUUUUCUCCUGAUUGCAGCUAAACACCUACAGCUCAUGCCCCAGAAUGACACUCGUUUGUCAGCGUGAGGAAAAGGAGUGAUGACGAAGAAUCUUCCCUUCUCUUGCUCCAGUGACCAAAUGCCAUCUGCCAGCAUUCAUUUAGGCCUUUGUGUUUCGUUCUAAAGGUGGAGUAGCAGCACAAGACACAGCUAAACAAGCUGACAAUAUUUCUCAGCCUCUACCAGUGGUCAUGACUGAGCUGGCUACACGUGAAAGAACAAAGGAGGGGGUGUCUAAAGAUGAGUCUUUCUUGGGACAAACUAUGACUGGAGAAUGUUCAUCUAGCGAAAGGGAGACUGAUAUAUUGGAAGAUGAGGAUGAUGUAGCAGCUCCUUUUUCAGACACGCCAUGUAGCAGUAAUAGUUGCACCCUUUCAACUGAGAAUCUGCCUGAAGGCUCGAUACUGUCCCAUGCUGACUUUACUAACGGUUGGAUUCAACAGCAAACAGAAGCCAAAAAUAACUUGGUAUCCAAUGGAGAAUACAGCUCAGGUAAAUGGAAUGAGAAGCCAUCACCAUCGGUGGCUCCUUAUACACCAACCAGAGGACACUGCAAUAGGCUAGAGGCGCAGAGAGGUGGACUGGAAGAGGCUAAUCCUUGCAGUGUUUCACAAAACUCCGAUAUUUUAGACACGAUGCAGUCAAUACAUUUCACAAAUGCAUCAUCUUGCCAAGAAGCAGAGUUAGCUUCAUUAUCUAUAGAAAUAGAUGACUCAAUAGAGCAGUUGAACCAACUGGUUCUGGAUUUGGACCCCACCUUUGUUCCUGUUUCUACUGGCUGUGCCCCCCUGUCACGAUCCACCACCUUCAAAAGCAGUGGCCUCAAAGAUAAAAGAAAUACCCAUCUGACUGGCUGGAAGCGGAAGAAGCAGAUCAGUGAUGUGACUGACCACACUCGUCUUUGGACACUCAACACAGGUCUUCAUGGUCUUGUAUCAGGAGGGGAAGGACCUCAAUGGUUGAGGGACUACCUGGUCAGCACUCCUUCCCAUUUCUCAUCACAGCACAAUUGUAAGCAAAAUUGUGCAGACUACAGCGACCAAAGUGAUAGCUUGGAAUCUGUCCCACCAACUCCAGCCUUUCCAGUGUCUCCUACAACGCCUUACGUGGAACACUUUUCAGAGUUUUCACAUAUCAGGUCUGGUGAUCAGUGGGCCCAACACAGCUGGAGACAAGAGUCCCGGGGUUUCCUCGAUAGUGCAAACCAUACUGGUAGCUCUAUUGAUGGAGAGCUGUUCAGAUCAGACGUGUCUGUGAGCACUGCUUCCUGUCCUCGGGUAUUUGGUUCCAUGUGUUCUGUGUCAUCAAGCAGCCCCCUCCCACACAGAGACAGCUGCACGCCGCCUCCUGUGUGGCAGCAGCCAACUUUGAACUCCUCACAGCCCUCAACUCCUAUCAAGCGCAGCACUCCUAAUGAUGCCCACAGUUCACCUUGGGGGCCUCCUGGUGUGCCUCCAGGGAUCCACAUGGAGACAGAUAGCACAGACUUGCCCUCCUUAUUGACGGUAAAUGGCAACCUAGAGCACAGCCUGCUGGAGGCAAUGGGGGACCUCAGGGACCUGAACCUUGGUGGAGAUGGUGACCUCCCGCCACUGUUGCCUGAAAAGAGGAGAGCGGGUGAAGGUGGGGACCUUGGCUCCUGCUUGCCUUGUUUGAGUGGGUUUUCCAGUCCUCACAGCGAAAGCAGUCUCAGCCUUUCUUUCUCAUCACUGACCCCUGACCCUUUCAAAGAUUUAAGUGGGAGCACAUCACCUGGAGCAGAGUUUGGCAGUAAGCAGGACACUGUGAAGUUUGUUCAGGACACUUCCAAGUUCUGGUACAAGCCUGACAUUUCCAGAGAUCAAGCUAUUUCAGUGUUAAAGGAUAAAGAACCAGGCUCUUUUAUUGUCAGAGACAGCCAUUCAUUUCGCGGGGCUUAUGGACUGGCUAUGAAAGUGGCCACUCCCCCUCCAUCUGUGCUGCAUCAGAGUAAAAAAGUCGGAGUUCCGUCCAAUGAGCUGGUGAGACAUUUCCUGAUCGAGUGUACACAGAAAGGAGUCCGUCUUAAAGGCUGCCCCGAUGAGCCAUUCUUUGAUUUAUGUUGGAUUUUUCUGCCAGGGAGCCUCACUGCUCUGGUGUGUCAGCACUCCAUCACACCUCUGGCUCUGCCCUGCAAACUCAUUCUGCCUAACAGAGACCCGUUUGAGGAUAUGAGUGACUCUCCUGCAAAGACAGCAACAAACUCAGCAGCUGAACUUCUAAAGCAAGGAGCAGCAUGUAAUGUGUGGUACCUUGGCUCUGUGGAAUUGGAGUCUUUAACGGGACACCAGGCAGUGCAGAAAGCUACCACGGUGACACUCAGCAUGGAUCCUCCAUCGGCCUCGACUGUUGUCCACUUUAAGGUGUCGGCGCAGGGCAUCACACUCACUGACAACCAGAGGAAGCUUUUUUUCAGAAGACACUAUGCAGUCAAUACAGUCAUUUUCUGUUCCUUGGACCCACAAGGAAGGAGAUGGACGAGAGGCAGUGGUUCGACUGCAAAGAUAUUUGGGUUCGUCGCACGGAAAUCGCAGAGUGAGACAGAAAAUAUUUGCCAUCUGUUCGCUGAACACGACCCGGAGCAGCCAGCGAGCGCUAUCGUCAACUUUGUCGCAAAGGUUAUGAUCGGGUCACACAAGAAGUGAGGAACAAGCAUCGCAAACGUGUAAAAGCCAAUGAAACGGACAGAUUCCCACGUCGCACAUUGUGAUGGUGGGAUGCACAAGUCAAAACCGGAACAAUAACACGAGCAGCUAACAAGAAUUUCAGAGCAGAACUCAAAACACUCCAGCAUAUCCUUCAUAUGCUAAUACUGAGUGUGCUGCAGGAUGUUGCCGUUAGAGGGAGCCAACGCUAUUGUGUAUGCUGCGAACUCAUCAUCGCUCAUCGUGAAACCGUGGCGCUGCUGGCAAAGGCUUGUCGGAUAUUAUGGGGACAAUUUAGCACUGAAGAUCUAUGGUGGACACAAUUUACAGUGCGUUACUUUUCUUGUUGACAGUUUCAGCGAGCAACAGUAACGAACAACAUAAUUAGAUGAAAAACAUGCUUAUUAUUUGAUUGGUAAAAAGAUGUGUUUUAAGAUUUAAAAGGCUUAUUUAAUGCAGAAAAGAGAGCAACUGUAAAGACUGAUUUUUUUUAACCUUGUGUGUCAGACAUGUUUUUCCUUUGUGUUUACUCUUCUAAAACUAUUUAUCUAAAUGUAUUAAAAUAGUUUUCCUCUGCUUUAUAUGUCACAAACUGUAUUUUUGUACAUAAACAUAUGCUGUACAUUAUGACAAAUAAUGUACCUCAGGAUUCGUGCUAUUAUGCUACGUGUUUUUAAUGUAAUCUGAUGUACUCUGUAGCUGAUUAAAAAUACAAUCUUUAUUUGUUAUUAUUGUUAUUAUUAUUUUUGUACAGUUGUCAUAGCACAGUUUUUAGUGAAAUGCAUUACAUUGUAGAAAUUGUCGAAAUGCUUUCCUACCAUACACACGUUUCAACACUGUAAGCCAACAAAAUAGCAUUUGCUUUCUGGCUUGUAACAUUAUGACAUAAAGGAAAUCUAAUAACCUCCA
This is a messenger RNA of Phycodurus eques (leafy seadragon), 3755 nucleotides long. RefSeq names its product tensin 3, tandem duplicate 2 (gene tns3.2). The transcript has 17 exons. The coding region runs from base 375 to 2846 and encodes 823 amino acids. The record is from RefSeq and is a predicted model, not a curated record. NCBI's taxonomy places the organism in Eukaryota, Metazoa, Chordata, Actinopteri, Syngnathiformes, Syngnathidae. Gene Ontology annotation, molecular function: protein binding.